AUGGACUUCCGUAUAAGGAAGGCAGACGCUCUGCUGUUUACCUAUGAGGUAGAUACAAGGAGACAGUCUCCUCAGGUAAGGAGGGGAUGGGAGAGACAGGUUGUCUCCUUUAUUCGUAACUAUAAACAGCAGCAGCAGCAGCGACACAGACGUCGGAGAGACCAGCCGCAGCAGCAGCAGCAGCAGCAGCAGCAGUUGCGGAUGCUGCAGCAUGAACAGCAGCAAGAGACACUGAUGCACCAGCAGCAGCAUGCAGCUGCACAAGAUGAGAAACCCUCAGGCCAUCAGGUGUUGCACAGGCAGCCAGUUGCUGCUCCUCCUGCUGCACCUGCUGCAGCACCUGCUGCUGCUGCUACUGGAGCAGCAGCAGCAGCAGCAGCAGCAGCUCCAAGUGCUGCUGCUGGUGACUGGGAUGUAUGGGUGCAUAAUGAGUCCCUUGAAGCAGAUGAGGCCCUGUCUCUUGUUAAUGGGGAGGUGCAUCUGCUGCUGCUGACGGUGCCGCUGCUGCUGCUGCACUUUGCGGUGUCUCUACACCUCACGGCACCUGAUUUACCUUCCUUCCCUCUGCGCAAGAAGGCGCUGCUGCUGGGGGCAGUUGUGUGUCUUGCUGCUUUUGCUGCUGCUGGGGGUCUGGUGCUGUGUCACCUGGUGCUGCGGGUCCCCGUGACGCCGCUGCUGCUGCUCGUGCUGCACUUGCUGCUGGGGCUGUCUGUACACCAGGCAGCACACACGCUGCGCUGCGUGGGGGCAGGAAUGGGGCGCGUGUCUGCUAUGCAGAAGCAGCUGCGGCAGCAGCAGCAGCAACAGCAGCAGCAGCAGAAGAGGCGACUGCAGCGAACAGGCCGAUUGCUGCUGCGUCAAUCUCUGCAGCAACGCAGCGUAUUCAGCAGCAGCAGCAGCAGAGUAGGUAUAGACGAUGCUGAGUAUUUAUUGUACUGUGGCAGUAGUAGACGCAGCAGCAGCAGCGACAGCAGCGACAGCAGCAAGACCAGCAGCAGCAGCAGCAGCACAAAUGAUACACAAUGGGAGGGAAGAAGGACAUGGGGUCUAGUAGAUGAGGCAGAUAGGCAGCAGCAGCAGCUAGAGGAGACACUUAUAGAGUGUAUAUGCAGCAGCAGCAUAACAACUGCAGCAGGAGUUUGCUGCCUUGUUGUUAUGGGGACAUUUGAUCUCCCUGCUGUCUCCUCUUAUUGUUUUGCUGCUGCUUGCUGUCUCCUUUCUCUUCUUUUCUUUUUUGUCUCCUUUUUCUGUCCCUUACUCCUUAUCCUUUAUUGUCCCCAUUUGCUGCCUCUACCUGUCUCCGACUCACCGAUGCAGCGCAGCAGCAGACCUUCUCUUCGUGCUGCUCCUCCUGCAGCAGCAGCUGCUGCUGCACCUGCUGCUGCUGUUGCUCCUGCUGUGUCUACGACUACUGACUCCGAGGACUCGAGGGCAGGAAGAACUGACACGGAGCAGCAGCUGCAGCAGAAGCAGCAGCAGCAGCAGCAGCAGGAGCAGCAGGAGCAGAGUCAGGAGCACCGCCUGCAGCUCUACGACGAACUCGAAGAUUCUGUUCGGGGCAACGCUGCUGCUGCUGCUGCUGCUGCUGCUGCUGCUGCUGCAGCACGAUCUAAUGCUGCUUCUCCUUCAAAGACUGCCAGCAGGGAGCAGCCGACUUCUUCGUUCGCCGCAGAAGACAGCCACCCCCUUAGCAGCAGCAGCAGCAGCAGCAGUAGCAGCAGCAACAGCGGCAGCAGAGGAUCAGAGGGACACCAACAGCAACAGCAGCAGCAGCAGCAGCAGCACGAGCAGCAACCUCAGCUGCUAAAUGGGCUUGGUUCCCUCCCUAACGGUGUUCAUAACAAAGACCAAGAACUGCAGCAGCAGCAGCAGCAGCAGCAGCCGCAGCAGCAGGACAAUCAGCUAUCGCCAUGCGGUGGCAGCGCAAGUGUUUAUAUAGGAGACAACAGCAGCAGAUUAACGAUGAGCAGCAGCAAGGAGACAGAGACAACUAUGCGCGCUGCGGUGUACAGCUGCUCGGGUGUCUCAGCAGCUCCGUCGUUCUCUUGCAGAGAUGCGUGUGUCUCCUUGGGGGAGACUUCUUUGUCAUAA
Eimeria maxima is the source of this 2091-nucleotide messenger RNA. RefSeq lists its product as hypothetical. The coding region runs from base 1 to 2091 and encodes 696 amino acids. NCBI's taxonomy places the organism in Eukaryota, Apicomplexa, Conoidasida, Eucoccidiorida, Eimeriidae. The transcript has a single exon. The record is from RefSeq and is a predicted model, not a curated record.